This is a messenger RNA of Candoia aspera, 3083 nucleotides long. RefSeq names its product protein kinase D2 (gene PRKD2). Gene Ontology annotation, biological process: protein phosphorylation. The coding region runs from base 157 to 2778 and encodes 873 amino acids. NCBI's taxonomy places the organism in Eukaryota, Metazoa, Chordata, Lepidosauria, Squamata, Candoiidae. The record is from RefSeq and is a predicted model, not a curated record. Gene Ontology annotation, molecular function: ATP binding; protein serine/threonine kinase activity. The transcript is spliced from 18 exons.
UGGAGUGAGAAAAGUUUGUCCGGCGGGGUGAGCGCCGCUGCGCUCUCGGAGACGCGUCCUGGCCGCUCCCGGGCACCCGCGCAGCUCCAGCCGCCUCUGGGCGAGGCCUUCCCGGGAGAGACGGCGGCGCGGGGCGCUCAGCCCCCGGGCCCCGCGAUGGCCGCCCUGCCCGCCGCCGCCGCCGCCGCCGCCGCCUGCGCCGCGCCGCCCUCCCCCGCAGGGGCCCCGGAGCCGGGCCCGCCGGGCGCUCCCCCCGGCGCGCCCGCCGCCUGCCCCGGCGUCUCCUUCCACAUCCAGAUCGGGCUGACCCGCGAGUUCGUCCUGCUGCCCGCCUCCUGCGACCUCGCCCACGUCAAGCAACUGGCCUGCUCCAUCGUGGACCAGAAGUUUCCCGAGUGCGGAUUUUAUGGCCUCUACGACAAGAUCCUCCUCUUCAAACACGACCCCUCCUCGGCCAAUAUCCUGCAGCUGGUCCGAGCCGCCUGCGACAUCCAGGAGGGUGACCUGGUGGAAGUGGUUCUCUCGGCCUCAGCGACUUUUGAGGACUUCCAGAUCCGCCCUCACGCACUCAACGUGCAUUCGUACCGCGCGCCAGCGUUCUGUGACCACUGCGGGGAGAUGCUCUUCGGCUUGGUCCGCCAAGGGCUCAAAUGUGAUGGUUGCGGCCUGAACUAUCACAAGCGCUGUGCCUUCAGCAUCCCCAACAAUUGCAGCAGCGCUCGGAAACGCCGCCUCUCGUCCACCUCGCUGGCCAACUCCCAGUCGCUGCGCCUGUCAACCACAGACUCCUUGCCCUCCACGCCGGAUGAACUCAGCCGCUGUUCGACAGAGAUCUUUCCCCGCCGCCUGGCUUCCUCCACGUACAUCGGCCGCCCCAUCAAGCUGGACAAGCUCUUCCUCUCCAAGGUGAAAGUGCCCCACACUUUCCUCAUCCACUCGUACACCCGCCCUACCGUCUGCCAGUACUGCAAGAAACUCCUGAAAGGGCUCUUCCGCCAGGGCCUUCAGUGCAAAGAUUGCAAAUUCAACUGCCACAAGCGUUGUGCGACCCGUGUGCCCAACGAUUGCCUCGGAGAGACGUUGUUCAAUGGGGGCGAUGCGCCGGCAGAAGAAUCCAGUGAUCUCAGCGAGGCUGAUAAGAACUCGCUCAUGGACGAGUCUGACGAUUCUGGGAUCAUCCCGGGGUCCCAUUCAGAGAACGAGCUGUCCAUGGGCGAGGACGCGGACAGCAUCCACAAGUCCCAGGGUUCCAUGGGGUACAUCCCCCUGAUGCGAGUGGUGCAGUCGGUCCGGCAGACGACCCGCAAGUCAAGCACGGCCCUGAAGGAAGGCUGGAUGGUGCAUUUCAGCAACAAGGACACCUUGCGGAAACGUCAUUACUGGAGGCUGGACAGCAAGUGUCUCACCCUCUUCCAGAACAACAACAGUAACCGCUACUACAAGGAGAUCCCUUUAUCGGAGAUCUUAGCAGUGGAGCCAGCUCAGGACUUGUCCCUCGUGCCGUCCGGCGCUAAUCCCCACUGCUUUGAAAUUAUUACGGCCAACGCCACCUACUACGUUGGCGAGAACGGCACCCCCAGCAACCCCCAGCAUGGCGGAGACAGCCUGGAGCAUGCCAAGGCUUGGGAGACGGCCCUCCGCCAGGCCCUCAUGCCGGUCAUCCUCCAAGGGGCUCCAGCUGCCCAGGGACAGGCCCCCCACAGGCAAGCGUCUUUGCGGAUCUCCGUGUCCAACAGCCAAAUUCAGGAGAACGUGGAUAUUGCCACCGUCUACCAGAUAUUCCCAGACGAGGUCCUGGGCUCGGGGCAGUUUGGCGUGGUCUAUGGAGGGAAGCACCGCAAGACGGGCCGGGACGUGGCGGUGAAAGUCAUUGACAAGCUCCGCUUCCCCACGAAACAGGAGAGCCAGUUGCGCAAUGAAGUCGCCAUCUUGCAGAGUUUGAGGCACCCUGGGAUUGUCAAUCUGGAGUGCAUGUUUGAAACCCCGGAGAAAGUAUUUGUCGUGAUGGAGAAGCUGCACGGGGAUAUGUUGGAGAUGAUCCUGUCUUCGGAGAAGGGGCGGCUCCCGGAGAGACUGACCAAGUUCCUGAUCACCCAGGUCCUGGUUGCCCUCCGACAUCUGCAUUUCAAGAACAUUGUCCAUUGCGACCUGAAGCCGGAAAAUGUCCUCCUGGCUUCAGCUGAGCCGUUUCCACAGGUGAAGUUGUGUGACUUUGGUUUUGCCCGCAUCAUUGGUGAGAAAUCCUUCCGACGGUCUGUGGUGGGCACCCCGGCCUACCUGGCCCCUGAGGUGCUGCUCAACCAGGGUUACAACCGCUCUCUUGACAUGUGGUCAGUGGGUGUCAUUAUGUACGUCAGCCUGAGUGGCACCUUUCCUUUCAACGAGGACGAGGACAUCAACGACCAGAUCCAGAACGCCGACUUCAUGUACCCGCAUAAUCCUUGGCGUCAGAUUUCAGUUGGAGCCAUCGAUCUGAUCAACAACCUGCUCCAGGUGAAGAUGCGGAAACGUUACAGCGUUGAUAAGUCACUCAGCCACAGUUGGCUACAGGAUUACCAGACUUGGUUGGACCUGCGGGAGCUGGAGAGCAGGACGGGCGAGCGCUACAUAACCCAUGAGAGCGAUGAUGCCCGAUGGGAGCAUUUCGCGGCCGAGCACGGCCUGCCGUAUCCUGAGCAUCUGCGCGUUCGCCAGCUGCGGGAGGAGGGAGAGGCGGCAGGAGAUCAAGAAGAGGAAAUGGAGAUGCAGGGCUUGGCCGAGAGGGUCAGCGUGCUCUGAAGGCCUGCUGCGGGGCGUGCGGAUGAAGGGCGGAGGGGCUGGGAGGCGGCCCUUCCGAAGUGGACCUUGACUGGAGCAGGCCCCAGCCUCUGCCCGAACUUGCACUGAUCGCCUCCCCAAUAAUCAUCUUGUUUUGGCGGGUCGGAAGAACGAGGGCUGCAGAGCUGCUCAGAAGCUGAGCCUGUCAAAUGUGGCGGGACCACCUUUGCUGGCCAGAGGCCACAGUUCGAAAGAGCCACGGUGGGCGAGGCAAUGAUGCAGAGUGGGCGGAGUCAUCUUACCCUUGGAUGGAGCCAGGGUUUCCU